AACUCUCCGCUGUCCUCACGACUGUAGUGCUGAAAUCUGCAAGACGCGACAGCAAUGUAACGGCAAUGAAACAAAGACACGGGGAGCCCGACCAACAGAGCGAUAAUGGACGAUGAUUUGUUUCAGUUAAGACAGCUCCCAGUGGUGAAAUUUCGGCGUACAGGUGAAAGCACUCGUUCAGAUGAUGAGUUCGGUGGUAGGGAUGAGUUUCUGCACGUGGAGGGAGGGAGGUCGGAUAUGGAGUCCGUUUCCCUGGCUGAUGUUGCGCCAGUUCCUCGAGAAUUCGCUAAUCCUACCGAUGAUACUUUUAUGAUUGAGGAUGCAGUGGAAGCCAUUGGCUUUGGGAAAUUCCAGUUGAAGUUGUCCAUCCUGACUGGACUUUCAUGGAUGGCAGAUGCCAUGGAGAUGAUGAUUCUCAGUAUACUUGCCCCUCAACUACACUGUGAGUGGGCACUGCCCAGCUUGGAGGUGGCACUGCUGACCUCGGCAGUAUUUAUUGGAAUGAUGAUCAGUUCUUCAUUAUGGGGUAACAUAUCUGAUAAAUACGGCAGAAAAACAGGUUUGAAGAUGAGCGUAUUCUGGACCCUGUUUUAUGGUCUCCUCAGUGCUUUCGCCCCCAUAUACGGAUGGAUUUUGUUCCUCAGAGCUUUGGUGGGCUUCGGUAUCGGAGGGGCUCCGCAAUCAGUUACAUUGUAUGCUGAGUUUCUCCCAAUGCGGUCCAGGGCCACUUGCAUUUUGUUGAUAGAGGUAUUCUGGGCUCUGGGAACAGUAUUUGAAGUACUGCUUGCCAUUUUGGUGAUGCCAACAUUGGGCUGGCGCUGGCUGCUGGCCCUCUCCACAAUUCCACUUUUCAUUUUUGGUAUUCUUUGCUUUUGGCUGCCAGAGAGCGCUCGAUACGACGUCUUGACAGGAAAUCAGGAAAAGGCUUUGAACACACUUAAACGUAUCGCUGCAGAGAACAAGGUCCCAAUGCCACUGGGAAAACUCAUUGUGGCCAGACAGGAGGACAGGGGGAAGAUUCAGGAUCUUUUUUCGCCACAAUUCCGCUGGACCACUGUUCUGCUCUGGUUCAUAUGGUUCUCUAAUGCAUUCUCUUAUUAUGGUGUGGUUUUGCUAACCACCGAGCUUUUCCAGGAGGGAGGAGCAUGUGGUCAGUCGAACGGCAGUAGAAUGGAUCCAGGUUGUAGUUUGGAAUGCAAAUAUCUGAAUUCAGACGAUUACAAAGAUCUUCUCUGGACAACACUCGCUGAGUUUCCAGGUCUGCUUGUCACCCUGUGGGCUAUUGAUCGUUUGGGGAGGAGGAAGACUAUGGCACUGUGUUUUUUCAUCUUCUCCCUCUGCAUUGUGCCACUCUACGGAUGUGUGGGAAGAACUGCUUUGACAGUACUCAUAUUCAUUGCAAGGGCUUUUAUUGCCGGAGGUUUCCAGGCUGCAUACGUGUACACACCUGAGGUGUAUCCUACAGCGACGAGGGCACUGGGUUUAGGAACCAGCAGUGGAAUGGCUCGGGUUGGAGCUCUCAUCACUCCAUUUGUUGCACAGGUGAUGCUUGAAUCAUCCGUGUACUUGACUUUGUCGGUCUACUGUUGCUGCUGUUUGCUGGCCGCUGUUGCGUCCUGUGCCCUUCCUAUAGAAACCACCGGCCGGGGCCUUCAGGAGUCCAGCCACAGGGAGUGGGGUCAGGAGAUGAUGGGACGGGCAUCAGACCACAGCCCCGGUGGGAUUCCCCAUUCCAGCUCUGGAUCACAAGACUAAGGGACACAGUUGGGUUUUGCACUUGGUCUUGAAUGGAUAUAGAGAAUCUUAUUUGUAAAAACAUUGUGUGUCCUAAAAGACACACAUGUUUUAAUAAAUUAGGAGUUGGUCUGCAUUUAAUAUUAUAGACAGCUUGCUCUAUUACAGGUGAGAGGUUUCUUUCAAAGACUCCUCAUCCUCUGAGAAAUGCAGGGGGAUUUUCAUCACAUAAUACUGCAUCAUGCAACUCUCCUAGGAGCUACAACAAGAAAUGGGUUUUGAAUCUAAAACAAUGAUGGCUAUGGGUCUGCAAUAUGCCACAUUAAACAUAAAAUAAUUUACUCUCAUACGUGACACGGUCUGUGAAAACCCAGCUAAAGUUACUUUUUGUGAUCUACGGUUUUCUACAUAAAAUCAUAUCAAACUAAAUAAUGUAAAGGACAUGCUGUGAAAUAUAACCUUGAUAUAUUUAAUAUUGACUGAGUAAGGCCAUCAAUACAUUAUGAUAGUUUAACAUGGAUUUCACAGACAGGGUCACGUAUGAUCAAAGGUUGGGCAUUUUAAAGGAGAAAAGACUUAAAGAUUUUAAUCUACCUGAAAUCUUCAAACAAUAGCACAAGAAAGAAAGUUUGUUUGUGGGUUACAAUAGCAGUGAGUAGAAAGUGUAGAAUUUAUUGUUAUUUAUAUUUUUGUCAUGAGGAUGGCAUGGCAAUUUUCAUUAAUUUAUUAAAGCAAAGACUGGAUGCUGCUACCAAAACCAGCGCACAAUGCACAAGUUUAUGGUUAAUUUUGUAGUGCUUUUGUUGAAGAAACAUUAGUAUAACGGUAUAUAGGCUAGCUAGUUAGCCAUUCAUAUCACUGUUUCACAGAAAAGGCUUAAGGCUAGACUAAAACACAUACAGUAUGAGCUGUCGUUACUGAAAAAAUGACUUGAACUGACAGAUCCUAAAAUAUACCAGUGCCAUUUGUUUCUCAAGAUACACACCAUUAACAUCUUUUACUAAGGCAUGUUUAUAAAAUAUGCUUAAACAUUUUAAUUUAACUAAGCCCUUGUAUUAGCUAAGCCUUGUCUGUGAAACCAGGCCAUAGUUUCUUUGGCAUUUACUUACAUCAUUCCCUUAUAAUCAGGCUCAUCAAUGGUUACUAGAAUAUUUAUAAUCUUGAAUGUAUAGAUUAUAUCGAAAACCAUCAAAGAAAUCAUAAAACAGGAAAGGUCAAGCAGGUUUAAAAAAAAAGAGGGAGUAAAUAAUAAUAGAAUUUGCAUUUUAAAGUCCAUGUAAAGUCUGAUAUUUAAUGCGUUCUCAGUUUGUGACACCACAGAAAAAUGUGACACCACCCAGCCAAAUGUAAAUAAUUAAAAAGCGUCAAAUAAAAUAAAAGAACGAAAACGGACAGGAUUCUCUGCUCUCAAACGCUGGGGGCGUGUCUGCUGUCUGCGCUGAAACCACGCCCAAAGCUGCCAUGUCUUCUAAUUUAAAGGAUUAGUCCAUUUUCUUAAAAACAAAAAAUCCAGAUAGUUUACUCGCCACAAUGUCAUCCAAAAUGUUAAUGUCUUUCUUUGUUCAGUUGAGAAGAAAUUAUGUUUUUUGAGAAAAACAUAAUUUUUCUCAUUUUAAUGGACCCCAACACUUAACAGUUUUAAUGCAGUUUAAAAUUGUAGUUUCCAAGGACUUUAAACGAUCCCUAACGAGGCAUAAGGGUCUUAUCUAGCGAAACGAUUGUAAUUUUUGGCAAGAAAAAUAAAAAAUAUGUGACAGCGCGACCUCACGUAAUGCGUCAUAACGUCAAGAGGUCACAGAUGACGUAUGCGAAACUACGCCUCAGUGUUUAUAAGCGUGGAGAAAGAGGACCGUUCCGACGUUGUUGUAUGUCAAAUGAUACUAAUUAAUGUCUUUGUGUCAGUUUAUUGUUUAAAAUGGUCUGCAAAUGUGCGUUUCAUACAUGUAACACUUGACCUUUCGACGUCAUCACGCAAUUGCGUGAGGUUGCGCUAGCGCGUCACAGGACCGGAGAUAGACGAGAAGUUGUGGUUUAAAAGUGCAUAUUUUUUAUUUUUCUUGUCAAAAAUGACAAUCAUUUCGCUAGAUAAGACCCUUAUGCCUCGUUUGGGAUCGUUUAGAGUCCUUGAAACUGCAAUUUUAAACUGCAUUAAAACUGUUACGUGUUGGUGUCCAUUAAAAUGAGAAAAAUCCUGGAAUGUUUUCCUCAAAAAACAUAAUUUCUUCUCAACUGAAAAAAGAAAGACAUAACUUUUUGGAUGACAUGGUGGUGAGUAAAUGUUCUGGAUUUUUUUUAAGAACAUGGACUAAUCCUUUAAUAGGCUUGUUUGACUUCAUGCGGCGCCGCAAAACCGACAAGCGGAUGACGUCAAAGUACCGCGAGAGCGAUUCGAGAAAUCAUACGAAGUGUAUUUUCGUCUCGCUCUUGCGGUACUUUGACGUCAUCCGCCUGUCAGUUCUAGCAGCGCCGCAUGAAGUCGAACACGCCUAAUUACAACCUGAAUGGAUGCUCGUGACCGUGUAAGGGGCGGGGCCAUGCUAGGUGGCUCCAGUGUGUCAUCGAGCCACCGUUUUAGCCCCGCCCAAAUAAUCCUGAACACAGACCUGUGGAAAAACUGUUUAACGGUAGUUUACAUCAAUCAAUACAUUUCGAACAUUUGUAAUGACUUUACACUGACUUUAAGUUAACUAUUUCAAAUAAAAGUAAGAUGAUAAAUAAACUUGUUUAUUGUAUUUAUAUAAAGUUGCUUCCAUCAAAACAGGGCUUUGAAAAUUCAAGAACACUUUUGUGUCUUACACAAUGGCAACACCAGACAUUUAUCAAGAAUCUUUUUUUACUUUACCACUCACUGCUAUAUUCGGUUAUUUGUAUUUUUGCCUAUUCAACAGUCAAGUGGAUUUGUGUGUGAUAAGGAUUGGCAGGUCAGGUUGUGAAGUAUGCAGUUGUUUUUGUGUGGCCAGAGCGUCUUUCGCCUGCCUUUGCGAUUUAGUGCUGCAUUUUCUGUCUAUGUGCACAGAUUUCCUGCCACUGCACCGGAUGUACACGUGUAUGAUACAGUAACAAUAAAUUAUGCGUCAAAACAAGAA
This is a messenger RNA of Misgurnus anguillicaudatus (oriental weatherfish), 4820 nucleotides long. The record is from RefSeq and is a predicted model, not a curated record. Lineage: Eukaryota; Metazoa; Chordata; Actinopteri; Cypriniformes; Cobitidae.